UAGCGGGCGCGGGAAUUGGCCCUCGGCGCUCGCCGUAGCUCGGCCUGGGAGGCGGUCGCCGAGCGCCGGGGGCCGGUGACAAAGGAGGGAACCGGAGGGCCGUUUGGGACCGGAGGGAGCGGGCGAGGGUCAGGGUCCCCGUCCCCCGCGACGUCCCCCCCCCGCCCCGGCCAGUCUGGCGCCCCCCCCGGCCUCGACGCAGGCACCUGGCUCGCCUGGUCCGGCGCCUAGAGCGAAGGUAGCGGCGGCGACAGCGCCCCCUCUGGCCCGGCGGCGCCGCCUCAGGCUCGGCUCGGCGCGGCGGGGCUGGCGCGGGGGCCCGCGGGGGGUGGGCGGCCGGGGGGCUGUUUGCCCGGGCGCGGCGCCGGCUCCCGGCUUCCCCCCCGGGCCGGGGUUGCUGGGAGCUCCGCGGAACCCAGGCCGGGGCUCCUCCGACUCCGGGGUCUUAGAGCUGCUUCCCGAGAGGCGCGCGGAAUGCGUCGUUUCCCUCCCUCCUCAGGCCCCCGGGGCCCAGCGGAAAGCGGGUCCUGGCCUCCCGCGGCCCCGAGAAACGCAAGAGGCUGGGAUGAACUCAUGGACCUGAAACCAUUCUCUUAAGAAACAAAAUAGUGCAAAAAAAAAUGGCGUUUGUUGCAACACAGGGGGCCACAGUGGUUGAUCAAACCACUCUGAUGAAAAAAUAUCUUCAGUUUGUGGCAGCGCUCACUGAUGUAAAUACACCUGAUGAAACAAAGUUGAAGAUGAUGCAAGAAGUUAGUGAAAAUUUUGAGAAUGUAACAUCAUCUCCUCAAUAUUCUACAUUCCUGGAACAUAUCAUCCCUCGAUUUCUUACAUUUCUUCAAGAUGGAGAAGUUCAGUUUCUUCAGGAGAAACCAGCCCAGCAACUGCGGAAGCUAGUACUUGAAAUAAUUCAUAGAAUACCCACAAAUGAACAUCUUCGUCCUCAUACAAAAAAUGUUUUGUCUGUGAUGUUUCGCUUUUUAGAGACGGAAAAUGAAGAAAAUGUUCUUAUUUGUCUAAGAAUAAUUAUUGAGCUACACAAACAGUUCAGGCCACCGAUCACACAAGAAAUUCAUCAUUUUUUGGAUUUUGUAAAGCAGAUUUACAAGGAGCUUCCAAAAGUAGUGAACCGGUACUUUGAGAACCCUCAGGUGAUCCCCGAGAACACAGUUCCUCCCCCAGAAGUGGUUGGCAUGAUAACCACUGUCGCUGUGAAAGUCAACCCCGAGCGGGAGGACAGUGAGACAAGAACGCAUUCCAUCAUUCCUAGAGGAUCUCUUUCUCUGAAAGUGUUGGCAGAGUUGCCCAUUAUUGUUGUUUUAAUGUAUCAGCUCUACAAGCUGAAUAUCCACAAUGUUGUUGCUGAAUUUGUGCCCUUGAUCAUGAAUACCAUUGCGAUUCAGGUAUCUGCACAAGCCAGGCAACAUAAGCUUUACAAUAAGGAAUUGUAUGCUGACUUCAUUGCUGCUCAGAUCAAAACAUUGUCAUUUUUAGCUUAUAUCAUCAGAAUUUAUCAGGAGCUUGUAACUAAGUACUCUCAGCAGAUGGUGAAAGGAAUGUUACAGUUACUUUCAAAUUGUCCAGCCGAGACUGCCCACCUCAGGAAGGAGCUGCUGAUCGCCGCAAAGCACAUCCUCACGACAGAGCUGAGGAACCAGUUCAUUCCUUGCAUGGACAAGCUGUUUGAUGAAUCCAUACUGAUUGGUUCAGGAUAUACUGCUCGGGAGACUCUAAGGCCCCUUGCCUACAGCACGCUGGCUGACCUCGUGCACCACGUCCGCCAGCACCUGCCCCUCAGCGACCUCUCGCUCGCUGUCCAGCUUUUUGCCAAGAACAUUGAUGACGAGUCCCUGCCCAGCAGCAUCCAGACCAUGUCCUGUAAGCUCCUGCUGAACCUGGUGGACUGCAUCCGCUCCAAGAGCGAACAGGAAAGCGGCAACGGGAGGGACGUCCUGAUGCGGAUGCUGGAGGUUUUUGUUCUCAAAUUCCACACCAUUGCUCGGUACCAGCUCUCCGCCAUUUUUAAGAAGUGCAAGCCUCAGUCAGAACUUGGAGCAGUGGAAGCAGCUUUGCCUGGGGUGCCCACAGCCCCUGCAGCUCCAGGCCCUGCUCCCUCCCCAGCCCCAGUUGCAACCCCUGCCCCACCCCCAUCCUCAGCCCCAGCCACACCUGUGACGCCAGCACCAGUGCCUCCCUUUGAGAAGCAAGGGGAAAAGGAUAAAGAGGACAAGCAGACAUUCCAAGUCACAGAUUGCCGGAGUUUGGUAAAAACCUUGGUUUGUGGUGUCAAGACAAUUACGUGGGGCAUAACAUCAUGUAAAGCACCUGGUGAAGCUCAGUUCAUUCCCAACAAACAGUUACAGCCCAAAGAGACUCAGAUUUACAUAAAACUUGUGAAAUAUGCAAUGCAGGCAUUAGAUAUUUACCAGGUCCAGAUAGCAGGAAAUGGACAAACAUACAUUCGAGUAGCAAACUGUCAGACUGUUAGAAUGAAAGAAGAGAAGGAGGUAUUGGAACACUUUGCUGGCGUGUUCACAAUGAUGAAUCCCUUAACAUUUAAAGAAAUUUUUCAAACUACAGUCCCUUAUAUGGUGGAAAGAAUCUCAAAAAAUUAUGCCCUGCAGAUUGUUGCCAAUUCUUUCUUGGCAAAUCCUACUACCUCUGCUCUGUUCGCUACAAUUCUGGUGGAAUACCUCCUUGAUCGCCUGCCAGAAAUGGGCUCCAAUGUAGAGCUCUCCAACCUGUACCUCAAGCUGUUUAAAUUAGUCUUUGGCUCAGUCUCUCUUUUUGCAGCUGAAAAUGAGCAAAUGCUGAAGCCUCACCUGCACAAGAUUGUGAAUAGCUCGAUGGAGCUCGCCCAGACUGCCAAGGAGCCCUAUAACUAUUUCCUGCUGCUUCGGGCAUUGUUCCGCUCUAUUGGUGGAGGUAGCCAUGAUCUCCUGUAUCAGGAAUUUUUACCUCUCUUACCAAACCUACUGCAAGGACUGAACAUGUUGCAGAGCGGCCUGCAUAAGCAGCACAUGAAGGACCUGUUUGUGGAGCUGUGUCUUACAGUGCCCGUGCGGCUGAGCUCGCUCUUGCCGUACCUGCCCAUGUUGAUGGACCCCUUAGUGUCUGCGCUCAAUGGCUCCCAGACACUGGUUAGCCAAGGCCUGAGGACGCUGGAGUUGUGUGUGGACAACCUGCAGCCCGAUUUCCUCUAUGACCACAUUCAGCCGGUGCGCGCCGAGCUCAUGCAGGCUUUAUGGCGCACCUUACGCAAUCCUGCUGACAGCAUUUCUCACGUGGCCUAUCGCGUCCUGGGUAAAUUUGGUGGCAGCAACAGGAAGAUGUUAAAGGAGUCCCAGAAGUUGCACUAUGUUGUGACAGAAGUUCAAGGACCCAGUAUUACUGUGGAGUUCUCAGAUUGUAAAGCGUCUCUUCAGCUCCCAAUGGAAAAGGCCAUUGAAACUGCUCUGGACUGCCUGAAAAGUGCCAACACUGAGCCCUACUACCGGAGGCAGGCGUGGGAGGUGAUCAAGUGCUUCCUGGUGGCAAUGAUGAGUCUAGAGGACAAUAAGCAUGCACUCUACCAGCUCCUCGCACACCCUAACUUUACGGAAAAGACUAUACCCAGUGUCAUUAUAUCACAUCGAUACAAAGCACAAGACACUCCAGCACGUAAAACAUUUGAGCAGGCUCUGACUGGGGCGUUCAUGUCUGCUGUCAUUAAAGAUCUCCGACCCAGUGCCCUGCCAUUCGUGGCCAGCUUGAUCCGUCAUUAUACGAUGGUGGCCGUAGCCCAGCAGUGUGGUCCUUUCUUGCUACCUUGCUAUCAAGUGGGAAGCCAGCCCAGCACUGCCAUGUUUCACAGUGAAGAAAAUGGCUCUAAAGGAAUGGAUCCCUUGGUUCUUAUUGAUGCUAUAGCUAUUUGUAUGGCAUAUGAAGAAAAGGAACUGUGCAAAAUUGGGGAGGUGGCCCUGGCUGUGAUAUUUGAUGUUGCAAGUAUCAUCCUGGGCUCAAAGGAGAGGGCCUGCCAGCUGCCCCUCUUUUCUUACAUUGUGGAGCGCUUGUGCGCCUGUUGUUACGAACAGGCCUGGUACGCCAAGCUGGGGGGUGUAGUGUCCAUUAAGUUUCUCAUGGAGCGGCUGCCUCUCACUUGGGUUCUCCAGAACCAGCAGACAUUCCUCAAAGCGCUUCUCUUUGUCAUGAUGGACUUAACUGGAGAGGUUUCCAAUGGAGCGGUCGCCAUGGCGAAGACAACCCUGGAGCAGCUCCUGAUGAGGUGUGCAGCACCUUUAAAAGACGAGGAAAGAGCUGAAGAGAUUCUGUCAGCUCAAGAAAAGUCUUUUCACCACGUGACCCAUGAUUUGGUUCGAGAAGUCACCUCUCCAAACUCCACUGUGAGAAAACAGGCUAUGCAUUCACUGCAGGUCUUGGCCCAGGUCACUGGAAAAAGUGUGACAGUGAUAAUGGAACCCCAUAAAGAGGUCCUCCAAGAUAUGGUCCCACCCAAGAAGCAUCUUCUCAGACACCAGCCUGCCAACGCGCAGAUUGGCCUGAUGGAGGGGAACACAUUCUGUACCACCUUACAGCCCCGGCUCUUCACGAUGGACCUUAAUGUGGUGGAACAUAAAGUUUUCUACACAGAGCUGUUGAAUUUGUGUGAGGCUGAAGAUUCAGCUUUAACAAAGCUACCCUGUUAUAAAAGUCUUCCGUCACUUGUACCUUUACGAAUUGCAGCAUUAAAUGCGCUUGCUGCCUGCAAUUACCUUCCUCAGUCAAGAGAGAAGAUCAUUGCUGCACUCUUCAAAGCCCUUAAUUCCACAAAUAGUGAGCUCCAGGAGGCAGGAGAAGCCUGCAUGAGAAAGUUUUUAGAAGGUGCUACAAUAGAAGUAGACCAAAUCCAUACGCAUAUGAGACCUUUACUUAUGAUGCUGGGAGAUUAUAGAAGCUUGACGUUGAAUGUUGUGAAUCGUCUGACCUCGGUUACUAGGCUCUUCCCAAAUUCUUUUAAUGAUAAAUUUUGUGAUCAGAUGAUGCAACAUCUGCGCAAGUGGAUGGAAGUGGUGGUCAUAACCCACAAAGGGGGCCAGAGGAGCGACGGAAACGAAAGCAUUUCAGAGUGCGGGAGAUGUUCCUUGUCUCCAUUCUGUCAGUUUGAGCCUGCCAUGGAAGGGGUAGAGGAAAUGAAGAUCUGUUCAGCAAUUAUAAACCUUUUUCAUCUGAUCCCAGCUGCACCUCAAACUCUGGUGAAGCCUUUGUUAGAGGUUGUAAUGAAAACAGAACGGGCUAUGUUGAUUGAGGCCGGCAGUCCUUUCAGAGAGCCUCUGAUCAAGUUCCUGACUCGGCACCCCUCACAGACAGUGGAGCUGUUCAUGAUGGAAGCAACACUAAAUGAUCCCCAGUGGAGCCGAAUGUUUAUGAGUUUUUUAAAACACAAAGAUGCCAGACCUCUCCGUGACGUGCUGGCAGCUAAUCCCAACAGGUUCAUUACUCUGCUGCUGCCAGGGGGGACCCAGGCCGCCGUGCGCCCCGGCUCACCCAGCACCAGCACGCUGCGCCUGGACCUGCAGUUCCAGGCCAUCAAGAUCAUAAGCAUCAUAGUUAAGAACGACGACUCCUGGCUGGCCAACCAGCAUUCCUUGGUGAGCCAGUUGAGACGUGUGUGGGUUAGUGACGUCUUUCAAGAAAGACACCGCAAGGAGAACAUGGCUGCCACCAACUGGAAGGAGCCCAAGCUGCUGGCCUACUGUCUACUGAAUUAUUGCAAAAGAAACUAUGGAGAUAUAGAGCUGCUUUUCCAGCUACUCCGAGCCUUUACUGGUCGUUUUCUCUGCAACAUGACAUUCUUGAAAGAGUAUAUGGAGGAAGAGAUUCCCAAAAAUUAUAGCAUCUCUCAAAAACGGGCCCUCUUUUUUCGCUUUGUUGACUUCAAUGACCCUAACUUUGGAGAUGAACUGAAAGCCAAGGUUCUACAGCAUAUCUUGAAUCCUGCUUUCUUACAUAGCUUUGAGAAGGGAGAAGGAGAGCAGCUCUUAGGACCUCCUAAUCCAGAAGGAGAUAAUCCAGAAAGCAUCACCAGUGUUUUUAUAACCAAGGUCCUUGAUCCAGAGAAGCAAGCAGACAUGCUGGAUUCCCUGCGGAUCUACCUCCUGCAGUACGCCACGCUGCUGGUGGAGCACGCCCCCCACCACAUCCACGACAACAACAAGAACCGCAACAGCAAGCUGCGCCGCCUGAUGACCUUUGCGUGGCCCUGCCUGCUCUCCAAGGCUUGCGUGGACCCAGCUUGCAAGUACAGUGGACACUUACUUCUGGCGCACAUCAUUGCCAAAUUUGCAAUUCAUAAGAAAAUUGUCCUUCAGGUUUUUCAUAGUCUUCUCAAGGCUCACGCAAUGGAAGCACGAGCCAUUGUCAGGCAGGCCAUGGCCAUCUUGACUCCUGCCGUGCCUGCGCGGAUGGAGGACGGGCACCAGAUGCUGACCCACUGGACAAGGAAGAUCAUUGUGGAGGAGGGCCACACAGUCCCUCAGCUGGUUCAUAUUUUGCAUCUGAUAGUGCAGCAUUUUAAGGUGUACUACCCGGUGCGGCACCACCUGGUGCAGCACAUGGUCAGCGCCAUGCAGAGACUGGGCUUCACGCCCAGCGUCACCAUCGAGCAGAGGAGGCUGGCCGUGGACCUCUCAGAAGUCGUCAUCAAGUGGGAGCUGCAGAGGAUCAAGGACCAGCAGCCGGAUUCAGAUAUGGAUCCAAAUUCCAGUGGAGAAGGAGUCAAUUCUGUCUCGUCUUCCAUCAAGAGAGGCCUGUCGGUGGAUUCUGCCCAGGAAGUGAAGCGCUUUCGGACAGCCACAGGAGCAAUAAGUGCAGUGUUUGGGAGGAGCCAGUCACUGCCUGGAGCUGACCCCCUUCUGGCCAGGCCCAUCGAUAAGCAGCACACGGACACCGUGGUGAAUUUCCUCAUCCGAGUGGCUUGUCAGGUUAACGACAGCACCAGCACUGCAGGGUCUCCCGGGGAGGUGCUCUCUCGCCGUUGCGUGAACCUUCUGAAGACCGCAUUGCGACCAGACAUGUGGUCUAAAUCCGAACUCAAGCUCCAGUGGUUUGACAAGCUGCUAAUGACAGUGGAGCAGCCCAAUCAAGUGAACUAUGGAAAUAUUUGCACUGGCUUGGAAGUGCUAAGUUUCUUGCUGACGGUGCUCCACUCUCCAGCCAUCCUCAGUAGCUUCAAACCCCUGCAGCGUGGGGUGGCUGCCUGUAUGACGUGUGGGAACACCAGAGUCCUGCGGGCAGUUCACAGCCUGCUCUCGCGCCUCAUGAGCACCUUCCCGACAGAGCCAAGUACAUCCAGUGUGGCCUCUAAGUACGAAGAGUUGGAGUGCCUCUACGCAGCCGUCGGGAAGGUCAUCUACGAAGGACUCACUAACUAUGAGAAGGCUGCCAGCGCAAACCCUUCCCAGCUCUUUGGGACACUUAUGAUCCUCAAGUCUGCCUGCAGCAACAACCCCAGCUACAUAGACAGGCUGAUUUCUGUCUUCAUGCGCUCCCUCCAGAAGAUGGUCCGAGAGCAUCUAAACCCACAGGCAGCAUCCGGAAGCACAGAGGCAACCUCAGGCACCAGCGAGCUGGUGAUGCUGAGCCUGGAGCUGGUGAAGACGCGUCUGGCCGUGAUGAGCAUGGAAAUGCGAAAGAGCUUCAUCCAGGCCAUUCUGACAUCCCUCAUCGAGAAGUCACCAGAUGCCAAAAUCCUCCGUGCUGUGGUCAAAAUUGUGGAAGAGUGGGUUAAAAAUAAUUCCCCUAUGGCGGCCAAUCAGACACCUACACUCCGGGAGAAGUCCAUUUUGCUGGUGAAAAUGAUGACCUACAUAGAAAAACGUUUUCCAGAAGACCUGGAAUUAAAUGCCCAGUUUUUAGACCUUGUUAACUAUGUCUACAGGGAUGAGACACUCUCUGGCAGUGAGCUGACUGCUAAACUCGAGCCUGCCUUUCUCUCUGGGUUGCGUUGUGCCCAGCCACUCAUCAGGGCAAAAUUUUUUGAGGUUUUUGACAACUCUAUGAAACGUCGGGUCUAUGAGCGCCUGCUUUAUGUCACCUGUUCCCAGAAUUGGGAAGCCAUGGGAAACCAUUUUUGGAUCAAGCAGUGCAUUGAGCUGCUUUUGGCGGUGUGUGAGAAGAGCACUCCCAUCGGUACCAGCUGCCAAGGAGCGAUGCUCCCAUCCAUUACCAACGUCAUCAACCUGGCAGACAGCCAUGACCGGGCAGCCUUCGCCAUGGUCACUCAUGUCAAGCAGGAGCCUCGGGAGCGCGAGAACAGCGAGUCCAAAGAGGAGGAUGUAGAGAUAGAUAUUGAACUAGCUCCUGGAGAUCAGACUAGCACACCCAAAACCAAAGAACUUUCUGAAAAGGACAUUGGGAACCAGCUGCAUAUGUUAACCAAUAGGCAUGACAAAUUUCUUGAUACUCUUCGGGAAGUGAAGACGGGAGCACUGCUCAGCGCCUUUGUUCAGCUGUGUCACAUUUCUACAACGUUGGCAGAAAAGACGUGGGUCCAGCUUUUUCCCAGAUUGUGGAAAAUUCUGUCUGACAGACAGCAGCAUGCUCUGGCCGGCGAAAUCAGCCCGUUCCUGUGCAGCGGCAGCCAUCAGGUGCAGCGGGACUGCCAGCCCAGCGCCCUGAACUGCUUUGUGGAGGCCAUGUCCCAGUGCGUCCCUCCUAUUCCCAUCCGGCCCUGCGUGCUGAAGUACUUGGGGAAGACGCACAACCUCUGGUUCCGCUCCACGUUAAUGCUGGAGCACCAGGCUUUUGAAAAGGGACUGAGUCUUCAGAUUAAGCCAAAACAAACAACGGAAUUUUACGAGCAGGAGAGCAUAACUCCACCACAGCAGGAAAUACUGGAUUCCCUUGCUGAACUCUACUCUCUGCUACAAGAGGAAGAUAUGUGGGCCGGCUUAUGGCAGAAGCGUUGCAAGUACUCGGAGACUGCAACGGCCAUUGCCUAUGAGCAGCACGGCUUCUUCGAGCAGGCACAAGAAUCCUAUGAGAAGGCGAUGGAUAAAGCCAAAAAAGAACACGAGAGGAGUAAUGCAUCCCCUGCUAUUUUCCCAGAAUACCAACUUUGGGAAGACCACUGGAUUCGGUGCUCUAAAGAGUUGAACCAGUGGGAAGCCCUGACUGAGUAUGGCCAGUCCAAAGGUCACAUAAACCCAUACCUUGUCCUGGAGUGUGCGUGGCGGGUGUCCAAUUGGACCGCCAUGAAGGAGGCCCUGGUGCAGGUAGAAGUAAGUUGUCCGAAAGAGAUGGCCUGGAAGGUCAACAUGUACCGAGGCUACCUGGCCAUCUGCCACCCUGAGGAGCAGCAGCUGAGCUUCAUUGAACGGCUGGUGGAGAUGGCCAGCAGCUUGGCCAUCCGCGAGUGGCGGCGGCUGCCCCACGUGGUGUCCCAUGUGCACACGCCGCUUCUCCAGGCAGCUCAGCAAAUCAUUGAACUUCAGGAGGCUGCGCAGAUCAAUGCAGGUUUACAGCCGACCAACCUGGGGAGGAACAACAGCCUCCACGACAUGAAGACGGUGGUGAAGACCUGGCGGAACCGGCUGCCCAUCGUGUCCGACGACUUGUCCCACUGGAGCAGCGUCUUCAUGUGGAGGCAGCACCAUUACCAGGCGAUUGUCACUGCAUAUGAAAAUAGUUCUCAGCAUGAUCCGAGUUCAAAUAACGCUAUGCUUGGGGUUCACGCAUCAGCUUCUGCAAUCAUCCAAUAUGGGAAAAUUGCCCGAAAACAAGGACUGGUCAAUGUAGCUCUGGAUAUAUUAAGUCGUAUUCAUACUAUUCCAACUGUUCCCAUUGUGGAUUGCUUCCAAAAGAUUCGACAGCAAGUCAAAUGUUAUCUCCAGCUGGCAGGAGUCAUGGGAAAAAACGAGUGUAUGCAGGGACUUGAAGUUAUUGAAUCUACAAACUUAAAAUACUUCACAAAGGAGAUGACGGCUGAAUUUUAUGCACUGAAGGGAAUGUUCUUGGCUCAAAUCAACAAGUCCGAGGAAGCAAACAAAGCCUUUUCUGCAGCUGUGCAGAUGCAUGAUGUGCUGGUGAAAGCCUGGGCAAUGUGGGGCGAUUACCUGGAGAACAUCUUCGUGAAGGAGCGGCAGCUGCAUCUUGGAGUGUCUGCCAUUACCUGUUACCUGCAUGCAUGUCGGCAUCAGAAUGAGAGCAAAUCAAGGAAAUACUUAGCCAAGGUACUGUGGCUUUUGAGUUUUGAUGACGACAAGAACACGUUGGCAGAUGCUGUGGACAAGUACUGCAUUGGCGUGCCGCCCAUCCAGUGGCUGGCCUGGAUCCCACAGCUGCUCACCUGCCUGGUCGGCUCGGAAGGGAAGCUGCUUUUGAACCUUAUUAGCCAGGUGGGACGAGUGUACCCCCAGGCCGUCUACUUCCCCAUCCGGACACUGUACCUCACCCUGAAGAUAGAGCAGCGGGAGCGCUACAAGAGCGAUUCUGGACAGCAGCAGCCCAGUUCAGUGGGUAACCAGUCCCAUUCUGCAUCAGAUCCAGGGCCCAUCCGAGCCACGGCCCCCAUGUGGCGCUGCAGCCGAAUCAUGCACAUGCAGCGGGAGCUCCACCCCACCCUGCUGUCUUCCCUGGAGGGCAUCGUCGACCAGAUGGUCUGGUUCCGAGAGAACUGGCAUGAAGAGGUUCUCAGGCAGCUUCAACAGGGCCUGGCAAAAUGUUACUCUGUUGCAUUUGAGAAAAGUGGAGCAGUGUCAGAUGCCAAAAUCACUCCCCACACGCUCAAUUUUGUCAAGAAGUUGGUGAGCACAUUCGGGGUAGGCCUGGAGAAUGUGUCCAACGUCUCAACCAUGUUCUCCAGUGCAGCCUCCGAGUCUCUGGCCCGGCGGGCCCAGGCCACUGCUCAGGACCCCGUCUUUCAGAAGCUGAAAGGCCAGUUCACAACCGAUUUUGACUUCAGUGUUCCAGGAUCCAUGAAGCUCCAUAAUUUAAUUUCUAAAUUGAAAAAAUGGAUCAAAAUCUUAGAGGCUAAAACCAAGCAACUUCCAAAAUUCUUCCUCAUCGAAGAAAAGUGCCGUUUUUUGAGCAAUUUCUCAGCACAAACAGCUGAAGUAGAAAUUCCUGGGGAAUUUCUGAUGCCAAAGCCAACACAUUAUUAUAUCAAGAUCGCUCGGUUUAUGCCCAGGGUGGAGAUUGUGCAGAAGCACAACACCGCGGCCAGGAGACUGUACAUCCGCGGGCACAAUGGCAAGAUUUACCCGUACCUGGUCAUGAACGAUGCCUGCCUCACGGAGUCUCGGAGGGAGGAGCGUGUGCUGCAGCUGCUUCGCCUGCUGAACCCCUGUCUGGAGAAGAGGAAGGAGACUACGAAGAGGCACCUGUUCUUCACAGUUCCCCGGGUUGUGGCAGUGUCCCCACAGAUGCGCCUGGUGGAAGACAACCCCUCUUCACUUUCCCUCGUGGAGAUAUACAAACAGCGCUGUGCCAAGAAGGGCAUCGAGCAUGACAACCCCAUUUCCCGUUACUACGACAGACUGGCCACCGUGCAGGCCCGGGGGACCCAGGCCAGCCACCAGGUUCUUCGAGACAUUCUCAAGGAAGUUCAAAGUAACAUGGUGCCACGCAGCAUGCUCAAAGAGUGGGCGCUGCACACGUUCCCGAAUGCCACGGACUACUGGACCUUCCGGAAGAUGUUCACCAUCCAGCUCGCCCUGAUUGGCUUUGCAGAAUUCGUCUUGCAUUUAAAUAGACUCAACCCUGAGAUGUUACAGAUCGCUCAGGAUACUGGCAAACUGAAUGUUGCCUACUUUCGAUUUGAUAUCAAUGACGCGACUGGAGACUUAGAUGCCAACCGGCCUGUCCCUUUUCGCCUCACACCCAACAUCUCCGAGUUCCUGACCACCAUCGGCGUCUCUGGCCCUUUGACAGCCUCCAUGAUCGCCGUGGCCCGGUGCUUCGCUCAGCCAAACUUCAAGGUGGAUGGCAUCCUGAAAACCGUGCUCCGGGACGAGAUAAUUGCUUGGCACAAAAAAACACAGGAGGACACGUCCUCGCCUCUCUCGGCCGCUGGGCAGCCGGAGAACAUGGACAGCCAGCAGCUGGUGUCCCUGGUCCAGAAGGCUGUCACCGCCAUCGUGACCCGCCUGCACAACCUCGCCCAGUUCGAGGGCGGGGAGAGCAAAGUGAGCACCCUGGUGGCUGCCGCCAACAGCCUGGACAACCUCUGCCGCAUGGACCCCGCCUGGCACCCGUGGCUGUGAGCUGGGGCACGGCGCCCGCGGUUCUGUUGGGUAGCGAUUAUUCGCCUGGUAGUUGUGUGUGAAAGAGGGUGACUUUAGUUUUAGAGGCAGCUUGAACGAUGGUGAUGGCUAGGCAAUUAGAAACUUAGGGUAAGGUUUUAAAAUUUUUUAAGAAACCAGGAUUCCCCAGUCUGGAUUUUCUUUGUGGAUUCUUUUUUAAUUGUAUUCCUCCCUCUGUGUGAAUGUACAGAUCGAAUAUAGAAAACCAUCCGUAUGGUCCAUUUUUAACCCUUUGGGAAGUAACACCUUCCAGGGGCUUUGUGCUUUGUACAGAACUUUGUAACAAGUGUACAGAAAAUCCACUUUGUUAGAGAAACUGAAAAUGAUGAACAAAUUGUGCUGAUUUUUCUCUAAGUACAAGCCUUUUCGCUGUGUGUAAGCCGCUCGGGGACUCUAGCUGAUGACGUGGUGAACAGGGCUCUGUCGCCCUGUGGGCAGUGCCAUCCCCUGUGGUUUCGGCUCUGGGUUUGGCUGAGAGAAAGCAGUACUGUAAGAGGUGGCAAGUGAGUCCUAGGCUGUCCGUUGACUGGCUCUUCAGAUGUCUUCUAGACAUUUACUAUCAUUGUACCUGAAAAAAUCACUUUUUCCUUCCUAAUUUAAAAAAAAAAAAACAACAGCAACAAAAAUUCUUCCGUUAACUUCAGUCUUUCUGUUAUGUUCACAUUUUAUAAAUCUGUGCAUUGAGAGUGUUCUAUCUAAAUUUGUACAGUGUGAUUUUUUUAGAAUAAAUAUUUUAUGAAAGGA
Molecule: messenger RNA, 13022 nt
Organism: Choloepus didactylus (southern two-toed sloth)
Lineage: Eukaryota; Metazoa; Chordata; Mammalia; Pilosa; Megalonychidae
Gene: TRRAP
Product: transformation/transcription domain associated protein
Exons: 73
Coding region: 621-12239 (3872 amino acids)
Biological process (GO): DNA repair; regulation of DNA-templated transcription
Cellular component (GO): nucleus; NuA4 histone acetyltransferase complex; SAGA complex
Molecular function (GO): protein binding; transcription coregulator activity
Source: RefSeq, a predicted model, not a curated record